This is a messenger RNA of Manihot esculenta (cassava), 1385 nucleotides long. RefSeq lists its product as uncharacterized. The record is from RefSeq and is a predicted model, not a curated record. The coding region runs from base 120 to 860 and encodes 246 amino acids. Lineage: Eukaryota; Viridiplantae; Streptophyta; Magnoliopsida; Malpighiales; Euphorbiaceae. The transcript is spliced from 3 exons.
AAUUUCAAUUUAUUAAAAACAAUCGAAACGAGACCGGUUGAACUUAGAUCUCGUGGAAAAACCCGUCCCGGUUCCUUGAUCUUGUGCGAGUCCUACAGAACACAGAAAACGGGAAAACAAUGGAGAGCAACGGUCAACAAGAGAAGACGAAAACAGUAAGCAAGGACCAAGUUAUUGCUAAACUCAAGGACGACGGCGACUUCGAUAAUCUCCGUCUCAAGAUCAUCCGCAAGGUUAAAGACAAUCAGGAAGAAUUGCGCAAUAGCAUUAUUUCCAUUGUGAGGCAGUCAGCAGCUCUUAACCGUCCAGGGGCCGAGAACAUGAAGCCCAGGCAACUUUUGGAUGCCAUAUAUGAUGAGGUUGGGAACAAAAUGAUGAGCAAGCUUUCUGAUGGCGUGUGGGAAAUAAUUAGAUCAGGUGAUGGCAUGAAAAAUGAAAUAACUGAGACUGUACAAUCUGUCCGUAAUAAGUUGGUGGAGCCUGAAAGGAAGGAGAUGGGUGAAUCUUCCACUCAUGGUGUAGUGCUGGUUCAUAAUGAAGCUGACAAUAAGAGCCUUGUCAAGGCCUCAACUGUUGCAGUGGAUGGUAACUUGUCCAAUGGUGAGCCACAAGAACCGCCAGGAUUCUCUCUCUCCAUUAAUCAUCAGAACAACCAUGAAUCUAGAGAGGAGUUGCAGCAGCCUAUACAUUGCCAAGGACCUGAGGAAGAACAGAAAGAAGGGUUUAACCACUCAAAAGAUAGGCUGGAGGCUGAUGAUGUUGGUCCUAGUUCACCACCUGGCUUUUCUGCAGAUAUUGUGCACAAGCAGCCAACUGAUGAUACUGAUGAGGAUCCUGAUGUGCCUCCUGGUUUUGGUUGAUGAGUCGGAUUAAGUGCAGUGUGGUGACACUAUUCUCAAUGUUUGAUGGCGAUCAUGUGAUAAUGAUUUAGCUAUGAAUACUGCUGGAGAUACCUUUUCUCUCCAUAGAAGCUUGAAAUGGGCAAAACUUGAAGAUUGGAUGAUUUUGGUAUUUCUCAUGCUAUGGGGUUUUCUUUGAUUCAGAUUAUUUUCUUGGAGCUUUUCUGGGAAAAAAAAAUAUAAAAUUCUGAUUUUUACGGGGUUAUUCUCAUUGGAUUCUUGCAUUAUAGAAAAUUCUAUAGGAGGUCAUUGAUAAAGUGCAAAAGUACUUGUCCCCUGGAUUUUGAUUCAUUACUGUGUAGUCUCAUUUUCAUUUAUAUUCAUAUCUUGUACUGUUAUUUCAAUCAAAAUAUUACCAAUGGGCAAUGGCUGAAAACUAUUCAUAUUUUGUGCCAGAAAUAGAGUAUCUUUAUACAAAAUUGCCCAUUUUUGUAUAAGCUAAAAUUCUUGAUAUUUCAUUCUUUUUUACUCUGUUUCUGGGACUUU